Molecule: messenger RNA, 3144 nt
Organism: Exophiala xenobiotica
Lineage: Eukaryota; Fungi; Ascomycota; Eurotiomycetes; Chaetothyriales; Herpotrichiellaceae
Exons: 2
Coding region: 586-2865 (759 amino acids)
Source: RefSeq, a predicted model, not a curated record
CAGACGUCUGCUGUAGCUUCUCCCUCCUCCGGACACCAGCCUAGGCAAGCCUCCUGUCGCUCGCUGCCGCCCCUCCUGCCACCCUCGCUUCUUUCUCACAAUCGCGGCCGUCAUUAACCACGAACAUUUAUCGUUGCAUACUUACUUAUCUCUCUCUUGCUUUCUUCAUCUCUUUUGGGCCACACGGAGUACCAUCUCUCAAAAUCAUCGCUGUCCGACCAUUGCGCUAUGCAUCGAGUGUAGUGCGCAGUCCACGAAUCCAUGCGACCGUCGGUUUCCUCACCCUUGUCCGUCUUUUUGAUUCCCAAUGCAACGGAUAGCCGAUUGGGCCUGACGAUCGCCAAAAGCCCGACCUCUCUCGUUGAACGGUGUUGAAUGAUCGUCUCUCGCGCCUCGUCGCCGUCAAAAAACUAUUCCAGCCCACCGCUGAGGCUGACACCGGGGCCAUUCUGCAUCACGCCUUGCCAGCCUGAUCACCACGUACCGUUCUUUCACCACCUCCAGCAUACAGGAUCUUCCAGGCCGGAACGCUGACGGCAUCAAUCCACUCUAUUACCAAACGGACUGGAGAGACGUCUCCCAGCCAUGCCAGCCAUGACUGCGGCCCGUGCGGCAGAUGAUUUCGACAUGGCCAAGUUGCAGAAAAGUCUGAAGCAAAGACAACGCCAUGCAGUUCGAAACAGUGGAAAUGUCGCAAAGCUGACGCCCGCCGAAAUCCGUUCGCUUAACAAUAAUUCCCUCUCAUCGAAAACUGGCAGUCAAUCCAGCUCAAACAGACCUUCACCUUCAACGUCGCGACGCUCAACCACCGUCACACCACCAACGACACCCGAUGAUCAUACUUCUGCACAUCAAGCACAAAGUCAUCGGAACUCCAUCUCUCGCAGAUCGACUGUCGAUAUUCCAACGCCUCCCCAUACACCCAUCGGGCAUCGGAGAUCGUCGCAGUCCAGCACGCGCGGUCACAGUCAUACCCCGGUUCAAGGUCAUGCCAAUGGUAUCAUUCAUGCUCCUCGGCCACGAGUGUCUGGCCAUGCCGCCUUCAUGGCCGCUAAUGGAUGGUCCUCUCGACCAUCAAGUUCUGGAUCCUCGUCCUAUCGCGGACUUCCCACUUACCGAGGCCCGGAAGUCACUCGCCAUGGGUCAAUGAACAUGCUUCAGCGGCCAGCUGCUGACAUUGUAGCAAAUCCACUUUCCUAUUUUUCAAGACCACGGCAAAGCGUUGUGAGUACAUCACCAGAACGGUCUCGUGCUUCUCAAGAGAUACCGAUCCAACGACCGCAGAGUCUGCACAAUAACUCGGUUUCCAAUGUUAGUGCAGUGUCGUCCAGAGCUCCAAGCCCGCCCAGGGCCACAGAUUCUCCUGUGUCGAUGCUUGUCGACGAGGCUACUACUGAGAAGUUUCCUGUUUUAGACCCAGCUGAGGACCCACACAACCAGCCGAAGGUCUACAGCGAUGAUGAGCAGCCUACGGACGACAAACCACAAGUCGAAGAAGCAUCCGGAGAGAUACCAGCACAAGCGGUGGGCGAGCACAAAAUCGAUGCACCCCUGGAAUCGCCUAGAAAAGACAUCAAGAAAAGAUUUACUCUCAGUGGUGCUCUUUUCGGUACUGGAAAGAACAAUCAAGACGGGGCGGAAAGUGUGAAGAAACUCAAGAAAGGCCGAAGACGGACUUUGUCCCUUGGCAAAAGUACCGACAAGGAGAGCGUCGAAGAAGCGAAAUCGCCAGCUGAGGAACAGUCGCCUGCAUCGAAUGAGCAGACCAAGGUAGAUGGCGCAGUGAUCGAAGAUGGCGACUUUUCGGCGCAUCCAGCCGUACGACCGCUCUCACUCAUCGUUCCCAGCGAGUUCAAAGGCAAGGAAAAGGAGAUUUACUCCGCUCCGGUUUAUGCCAGGUGUGCAUGUUGCGGGAAAGUGAAGCGUCCACCUGGGUAUGCCAACGAACUCAGUCCAGUUCUCGAAAACGAGCACCUCCGAACGAACUUCAGUUUCGAGAUUGAGCGGACGUCGGGGAACAUGGAUAGACGAACUUCAGAAAGCAGUCGAGGAAAAUUCACCCCAAUCAUUCCGAUGAAAGUGGGCGAGAGUGAGACGCGACAGGCAAUUAUCGAAUCACCGUCAGGACCAACAAGCCCAGUACGACAAGUGACGCAGCACAUGGAUACAAGCCCAAGGAGAAUGAAGCGCAUUUCCGAUCCCCCAAAGUUUGUGCGUUUCGCCAGCCUCCACGGCCGACGAAAUGAUACUACUGUCAUAGAUGAGGAAGACGAAAUUGAGGUCGCGGAGCAUGCACCUUUAAUGAGCGGCGCCAACUCUCAGCUGGGAGAGGUAAAACCCAUUGAUUUUGCGCUGCACGACGAAGUUGCGCAAAGUCCCACUGGUGUCGAAAGCGACAUCAAUCAUGCACCAGACGAAGAGAAUGUUGCCAGCCAGACUCUGGCUCCGGAUUCUGCGACGGAACUAUCGCGAAGAACCUCAAACGUGGAGUCUGAGUCUGAGAAAUUUUUCACCCCUUUGCGCAGUCCAACACCAGCAGUUGAGAGUAUCAAGUCCGGGAAGGGAAAGGAAAAGGAAAAGGAGGAAGCUCCAACAGAUCAAGGAAACAUAUUGCUCCCUUUGCCAGAACCAUCGUUUGGACCGACUUUCGCUCGAAACAGCGCCUCGCUGAAGGACUUUGUCCUGGCACGGUCAACAAGUAUGCAAAUGUCCGACGCAGGCGCCACGGGGAGAGAUCUUACUACGAUUGAUGAAAAACUUCCAAUUCGCGAGCAGAGCCUACUUUCCACCAGGGAGGACAUCCGCGGUCUUGAUCCUUCUAACCCGAAGGAUCAGAAAUGGCUUGCUGAAGUCAUGGCUCUCUAAGCCUGCAUAUCUGGCUCCAUGAUGUUCGGUUGACCGAUGCCUGAUAAGGAUGUAUACAGCCUAUAUCACAUACCAAACUACAGUAGUGAGAAAGUCGGGCGCGUUAAUGAGAGAAUUGGCGUAUGCGAGUGAGUUUGUUAGGGUUGGUUGGAUUAGAGAUCAUUUAGCGAAGCGGCACAUUGAAAGAUCAGAGUUGUUUAGCGGGAUAAGUCGAUGUAUAGCGCAUUAUGUAGGGUCGAACCAUGAUUUUCCGUCGACGCAUCAAGUCCGAAGAUCUAU